Fomitiporia mediterranea MF3/22 is the source of this 921-nucleotide messenger RNA. RefSeq lists its product as uncharacterized. The coding region runs from base 1 to 921 and encodes 306 amino acids. Lineage: Eukaryota; Fungi; Basidiomycota; Agaricomycetes; Hymenochaetales; Hymenochaetaceae. The record is from RefSeq and is a predicted model, not a curated record. The transcript is spliced from 2 exons.
AUGCUUCGGAACGCUGCGGAACGCUUCUGGAACGCAUUAUCACAUAUCGAUAUGGACCAGCGCUGGAUACGCUGGAGGUUCGCAUUGAUCGGAUGGGUCGAGGACCAGGCAUCCGUGACGGCGAAAAGGAACGAACAGGUGCGCAUCGAGUUUACAGGCAAUGGACAACAAGAUUAUCCAUUGAAUAUUGAUUACAAUGUGGCCGCCGAGCCUCGACAGACGAUUCCCGGAGGGUACCCAAGUCCGGAUAUCGAUACUAACAUGCCAGGAAGUAAGUCCUCGUCCCUCGUGGGCUGGAGGCAACCCGAUGAACCUAUACCAGGUGAUAAGUCCUCGUCUACACAAGGCUGGAGGCACCCUGAUGAACUAGUACAUACCAAUAACGUAGAACUAAGGCAUGUAACUGUACCAGCGCAUAUAGUUAGUCAAAUGCGUACUGUAGAGCAGAAACCAGUGAGUACUCACACUACUGGGCUCGCAGAAAUAGCAAAUAACGGUACAGAGAGCGGAAACGCUCAGGCGAUUGUUCUUGAGGAUUCAGACAGUCUAGUUCAGGAUGAACAGGCGAUUGGAUUCGAGGAUUCGUCCAAUCGAGUACAGAAGGUCGAGUUUGAGGAUUCAACUCACCGAGUACAGGCGAUUGAGCUUGAGGAUUCGCUCUAUCGAUUUCAGGCUACCGAGUUUGAGGAUUCACUCGAUAGAGGACAGGCGAUUUGGUUUGAGGAUUCACCAAGUCGAUAUAGAGAGCUAACGGCGAGCAUCGAGGAAUUUGCAAGCCAGUACAAGAAUUACAGAGUGCAUAUAGUCAGUAUCAGUGAGAGCGUGGAUAAGUAUCCAGUGAGCGCACUUACUUCAGAACGGAAACACAUCGACAACAGCGAUGCAGCGAAGAAGCAGCCAGGACUCGAAGGACAAGAGUAA